AUGGGGAGACAAGGUAUGGCGGCGGCGGCGGGCGUCCUCGGCGUCAUCACGCCCAUGCUCGGAGUCGCCGGCACCGUUUUGAUGUCGCAGUCGUACAUGCCAUUACCCCACCCGUCCUGCUCGACAUCACCGGCGAUGGCGUGCGGCGCCGCAGCGACGGUGCUGGCCUUGACAACUCAGAUCCUCGCCAGUGCGGCCACCGGUUUCUGCGGGGCGUGGGAAUUCCCCAGCGAGUGCAAGCGCGUCGCCCGUCUCUUGUCUACCGCCUCGUGGUUCCUUGCGAUAAAAGCGGUGAUAUUAUUCAUGCUGGGCACCAUGGUAGCGCUCGGUCCCAGGGCCGGAAAAUUAAGGAUUAGUAUAGGCCACAACUGUGUCGCUGUAGGAGUUGGAGCCUUUGGGGCAGCAACAAUCUUCUUCCUCAUCGUCUUUGGCCUUCAGAUCACCUUAUGGAUUGUGACCAAAGCUUCUUGGACACCAUUGUUUUGGUUACACACAAACACAACAGAAAGUCCAAUUGGAGAGCAGGCAACUCCAUCAACUCAGCAUCGUUCUGCAAUAACAGAGAAAGGAAAAUCCAACAAAGGAAAAAAUUGGUCUAGUGAUGAGGACAAGGUUCUCAUAGCAGCAUGGGCAAAUACAAGUUUGGAUAUUGUUGGGACAGAUCAAAAUCGAGAUGCUUAUUGGGAUAGAAUUUCAGAGUACUACAACACACACAAGGAAUCAUCAUGGCCGGAGCGUAAUGCUAAUGCAAUCAAUUGCCGUUACACAACGAUUAACAGAGAGACCUCUAAAUUUUGUGGUUGCCUUCAGCAGAUUUUAAAUAGGCAAGAAAGUGGAAGGACUAUAGAAGAAAAGACAAACGAUGCACACAUUUUGUUCAAGGAAAUGGAUCUUAAAAAAAAGAAGCCUUUCACACUGAUGCAUUGCUAUGUAGAGUUUUCGAAGUAUCCAAAGUGGCAGACAAGAGAAGUUGAAACUUCUCUUAAGAAACAAAAGAAGACCAUUGAUGCAAGUCCGGGCACAGCCACCAAUGAUCCGGCUGAUGCAUCCUCGGUACGUACUGAUGCUACCUCGAUACACACUGAUGCUCUUGAACAUGAGAAAAGACCUGAUGGUGUGAAGAGGGACAAGAGAGGUAAAGCUGAUGACAGUGCUUGCAAGCUGUCAUUAGAAACUGUGUGGGCAGCAAAGCUAGAGAAGGAUGAGAUCAAAGAGGCGGCAAGAAAUGCUCGCUAUGCACAACAAUUGGAAUUGCGAAAAGAGGAGAUUGCACUCAAAAAGAAUGAGGAUGCACGAAACGAGAGGGAGGAUGCACGGAGACAGUUUGAAUUAGAUGAGAGGAUCAUGCUCAUCGACCCAAGUGGUAUGACUGAUGUUCAAAAGCAGUUCUACCAAGCUAAGCAGAAGGAGAUCCUUGCUCACGGCCUAGGGUAA
Messenger RNA from Triticum urartu, 1434 nucleotides. RefSeq lists its product as uncharacterized. NCBI's taxonomy places the organism in Eukaryota, Viridiplantae, Streptophyta, Magnoliopsida, Poales, Poaceae. The record is from RefSeq and is a predicted model, not a curated record.